AAAUUAGCACCUGGCGUUAGUCAGUUUGCUUACACCUGUGUACAAGAUCAUCCUAUCUGGACUAACCAACAGUUUUGGGAAACAACCUUUUACAGCAACGUGCAAAAUCAAGUUCGUGCCCUUUACCUUACAGCCAAAGAUGACAACCAUGCAGUACAGUUAAAACAAAAGGAGAAGAAUUCUGCAAGCCCAGACCAGGAUAAGACAGCAAUGGACCUGGCUGCUGAGCAGCUGCGAUUGUGGCCGACUCUUAAUAAACAGACACAGCAGGAGCUAGUCCAGAAUGAGGAAAGCACAGUUUUCAGUCAGGCAAUUCAUUUUGCCAAUCUCAUGGUCUAUCUGCUGGUACCACUGGACACGAGUAAGAACAAGCUGCUGAGAACUUCAGCCACUGGUGACUGGGAGAGCGGAAGCAACAGCAUUGUCACAAACAGUAUUGCAGGCAGUGUUGCAGAGAGUUAUGACACUGAGAGUGGAUUUGAGGACUCGGAGAACAACGACGUUGCCAAUGCAGUUGUGCGCUUCAUCACCAGAUUUAUUGACAAGGUCUGCACAGAAAGUGGAGUUACCCAGGAUCACAUCAAGGGGCUGCAUUGCAUGAUACCAGGCAUUGUAGCAAUGCACAUAGAGACUCUGGAGGCUGUCCAUCGUGAGAGUAGGCGGCUUCCACCAAUACAGAAGCCCAAAAUUCUACGACCAACUUUACUGCCAGGAGAGGAAUUUGUUUGUGAAGGUCUCCGUGUGCUGCUGGAUCCUGAUGGCAGAGAGGAAGCAACAGGAGGACUGCUUGGAGGUCCUCAUAUCCUCCCUGCUGAAGGAGCUUUGUUCCUUACCACUUACAGAAUUAUAUUUAAAGGCACUCCUCAUGAUCAGCUGGUUGGAGAGCAGACAGUGAUCCGGAGCUUUCCUAUUGCAUCUGUUACGAAGGAGAAGAAGAUCAGUAUCCAGAACCAGCUGCAGCAGAGUAUGCAGGAAGGACUGCAGAUCAGUUCAGCUACCUUUCAGUUAAUUAAAGUAGCAUUUGAUGAAGAAGUAAGUCCCGAAGUGGUGGAAAUAUUUAAGAAACAGUUAAUGAAGUUCCGUUACCCCCAGUCCAUCUUCAGCACUUUUGCAUUCGCAGCUGGGCAAACAGCACCACAGAUAAUUUUACCAAAACAGAAAGAAAAGAACACUUCAUUCCGUACCUUCUCAAAAAGCAUUGUGAAAGGAGCAAAGCGUGCCGGGAAGAUGACAAUUGGACGCCAGUAUUUAUUAAAGAAGAAGACAGGCACAAUCGUGGAAGAAAGAGGGAAUCGCCCGGGCUGGAAUGAAGAUGAUGAUAUCUCUGUUUCAGACGACAGCGAAAUGCACACAGGCGGGACCCUGAAAGCAUCAGAAAAAUCAACAAUGGAGCAAUUAGUAGAAAAGGCCUGUUUCAGAGACUACCAGCGUUUGGGACUGGGGACCAUCAGCAGUAACUCUUCUCGCUCAAAAACAGAAUUCUUAAGAAUAACUGCACUGAACAGGAUGUAUUCACUUUGCAGGAGUUACCCUGGGCUGCUGGUGGUCCCCCAGUGUGUCCAGGACAGCAGCCUGCAGAGAGUGGCUCGCUGUUACCGACACAACCGCCUGCCCGUGGUCUGUUGGAAGAACACUAAAAACAGCACUCUUCUGCUAAGGUCUGGGGGCUUUCAUGGAAAAAGUGUUGUGGGCCUCUUCAAAUCACAAAACACACAUCCUACAGCUCCUGCUUCUUUAGAAUCUUCAAGCAGUAUAGAACAGGAAAAAUACCUACAAGCCUUACUGAAUGUGAUAUCCGUCCACUGCAAAAUGAAUGGCAGUAAUACUCUCACUGUUAGCCCAACAAUUGCUCUGUCUCCAGGCACUGAAACGAGGGCUUCAAGAAUGUCUACUGUGUUUAAGCAGGUAGUGCCAGGACAUUUGGAUGUAAAUCUAUCCAAUAGCUUUUCUCGAGGAGUGCUUGGGUACAGAGAUAAAUGUUUCACUCAUUCAAAUUCCAAAUCAGCAACUAAGGAAAGAGUCCAUCAAGGUGUAUGGGCGAGUCUUCGUUCAAGCAACCGAUUUAUCAACACUCAGACUCCAUUCAUUGAUGUUGGUGCAAGACUUGCAGGGAAAGAUAACACCCCUUCCUACAGUAGCAGCAGUUUUCUGCAAAGUCAGCUUUUGAGAAGACAAGCAGCCCUCUAUAUAUUUGGAGAAAAAUCUCAGUUACGGGGGUUCAAACUUGAUUUUGCUUUGAAUUGUGAAUUUGUUCCUGUUGAAUUCAGUGACAUCCGACAGACAAAGGCAAGCUUUAAAAAGCUGAUGAGAGCUUGUGUUCCCAGCACAAUUCCUACUGAUUCUGAGGCAACAUUCCUUAAAGCACUUGGGGAGUCAGAGUGGUUCCCACAGCUUCACAGGAUAAUGCAACUGGGUGUGAUCAUCUCUGAACUCCUGGAAAAUGGUUCUUCUGUUAUGGUUUGUUUGGAAGAUGGCUGGGAUAUAACUGCACAAGUGGUAUCUCUGGUGCAGUUACUCAGUGAUCCCUUCUACAGGACACUUGAAGGCUUCCGAAUGCUGGUGGAAAAAGAAUGGCUCUCUUUUGGUCAUAAAUUCAGUCAACGUAGUAAUCUGAGUCUCAAUUGUCAGGGUAGUGGAUUUGCUCCUGUUUUCUUACAGUUCUUAGACUGUGUGCAUCAGAUUCAUAACCAAUACCCGACAGAGUUUGAGUUCAAUCAAUAUUAUCUGAAGUUUCUGGCUUUUCAUCACAUAUCAAAUCGAUUUAAAACAUUUCUUCUGGAUUCAGACUAUGAAAGACUAGAACAUGGGACACUGUUUGAAGAUAAAGGUGAUAAACAUGCCAAAAAAGGAAUUUGUAUUUGGGAAUGUAUUGAAAAGAUGCACAAAAGGAGCCCUGUUUUCUUCAAUUACCUCUAUGCCCCUGCUGAGAUGGAGGCACUGAAACCAAAUGUAAAUAUGUCCAGCCUCAAAAAGUGGGAUUAUUAUGUAGAAGAGAUUUUGGCUACGGGUCCUUCUUAUGAUUGGACCAUGGUACCUGCAAAGUGCAGUGUUUCAGAGGAAACGGACCAAACAGAUGGUUCACUCUCUCAGACUAAGAGGAAAAUAGUAUGGCCAUGUUAUGAUGAUGUUAAAAAAAUACAACCUGAUGCCAUCACCAGCCUUUUAAAUGAAAUCGAAAGGUUGGAAAGUAAAUUAAAUCAGAGCCCAGAAAGGUGGCAGCUCUUGUGGGAAAGGGUCAAAAUGAAUCUGAAUGAUGACACCAGACAAGACAAUCUCCGGAAACAUCCUUCUGGCUCCUCAGGGAUGAUGUCAGCUAAUCUACAUUCCUAUCAAAAGAGAUCUUUGUUGGAAAUACCUGACAGUGGGCUGGGUGAGGAGCAGAGUGCAAGCAUCUCUCCCUCUAAUGGAGUAGACAGAAGAACAACAACGCUGUACAAUCAUUUCACAUCAAAGAAUGAUGAAAAUAGGUCUUUUGAAGGUACGCUGUACAAAAGAGGGGCUUUGCUAAAAGGUUGGAAACCUCGCUGGUUUGUGCUGGAUGUGACAAAACACCAGCUGCGAUACUAUGACUCUGGUGAGGAUACAAGCUGUAAGGGACACAUAGACCUUGCAGAAGUAGAAACUGUGAUUCCUGCUUCUCCAACAAUUGGAGCCCCGAAACAUGCAAGUGAAAAAGCAUUUUUUGAUUUGAAGACAAAUAAACGUGUGUAUAAUUUUUGUGCCCAAGAUGCACAGAGUGCUCAACAAUGGAUGGAUAGGAUCCAGAGUUGCAUUUCAGAUGCUUAGAAAGGAAAAGCAUUCCAUGAUAAAGUCACGUUUAAAGCACCUCUUCCUGGAAGAAGCUAAGUUCUGGAAUGUUACUGACAGACAACCCGCCUUCCUUACAUUUCAGCCAUUAAAUUUCAAAAUAUGUUAAAGUUCCUUUUCUGUUUAAUGAUUAUAACCACUGUAACUGCUAUUUUUUUUUCUGCAGGGAGGACUUGGAAAAAUAAUAAUCCAUUUAUCCUGGAUUUCCUCUUUCUUCAGUACAAUUCCUAGCUAUAAAAAUGGGCUGUACUUGCACUAUCAUCUAAUCCCCGUUUUCUCAUUUCAGAACUAUUCUAUUAGGAAACCUGUCUAAAGGAAUUUGUAGAAAUUUUCCCUCCAAGAAGUGUAUUUUUACUUUAUUUAGAUUUUUAAGCAGAAUGUUCUUAUUUCCAAGCUAGUCGCGAGUAAGAGGGAACAUGUCUGCAAUUCCUCAAAACAAAUAAAUAAAUAAAGCUUGUGAGUCCAGUGACAUACAUAUCAAGUUGCCAAUGUUUAUAGAAGUUGAUAUUUUUUAAAGACCAAAAAGUGACUUUCAAGUGUCUUCUCAGUGUGCAGGUCAUUCUCUAAUUUUGUGCUCUGCUGAGUGCUUCUGCAAUGUCGUUAUGGAAUUUCAAAUUCUAGGGAUUAUCUGAAGACCAUAGCACUUUUAUUUUGGAUCCUGUUUGCAAUUACAAUGGGAUAAAUGAAAGAAAACUGGCCGACACUAUCCAGGAGAAAUGGAAAACAACAAACUAGGAAUUCAGUAGAAGAAAGAUCUCUUAUGUGUGAGUUGUAUAUGUUAAUUUAUAUGCUGUUCUGCUCACUGUAAAAUAAAAAAUAACGAACAUGAUAAUGCACUAAACAAUGAAGCAAGCACUUGCACUGAAAUCUUUAAAAUGCAGACAUUUUGCAGGACAGAGGUAAGUUAUUUGUAGCAGAACAAUACUAGCUAGUUAACAACAUUUACAGAUAUUAAAUAUGUACAUAAUCCAGUUUGAUGUGUUGUGAUUUGAUACUUUUUAAACAUUUUUUUGCACAUUAAUUGGAAGACUGUUUAUAGAUUUUUACUUUUGAUGAAAUUGUGUUUGUUCUGCUUAAAAUCCUGGCAAAACAUUUUUAAUAGCCCCAAAUUAGUAGAAAUUUUACAGUCUACAAAUAGUGAGAACAUUGAGUAGAAUAUGUAGGUAAUAAAGCCAUUGUUUUUACUUUGAAAUGUUAAUAUGUUAAAUAGCACACUAAUAUUACAAAAGGUCUGUAUAUAUGAUUCACUAUUUUCUCAUUUUUCCAGACGUUCUGCUUGUAAUUUAAUGUCAGCCUAACCAAACUGACUAUACUUACAAGAUUUUUCAGUUAUUAAAUUUUGUGGGUUUUUUUAUAACUAAUGUAUUUUGUCAGAAAGGAACCUAGAUUUCUCACCACACACAAUAGGAAAUGCAGCUGUUUUUAAUGCCUUUGCAAUUUCAAAACAAAAAUAUGAAGGAUUUUUCUAGCAUUUUUCAAUUGACAAAUUUCCACCUGUGACAAUGGUGUUUGCACAUUUGUAUUUUUCUUUGUAUAUGAAGUACUUUUAUAUGUACUUUGUAAAAUACUGAUCGUGUUCUUAGGUUAUAUGAAAAUAUACAUACCACUGCUUAUUUUGUAACUAGUUAAUUUUAUCUCUUGUAUGUUAUGUGAUAUAUGUAUGCUAACCAUCUUGUAAUAAAUACACUUCUUAAGGAAGAGUAAAACCUUUCCUUUUACUGUAAAAGAGAAAAAAGCAAAACCCACGUGUUGAAAUAUUCCAUGGGCACAAGACAAAUCCUUAUUUACUCUGUAUUGAGAAUAGUGGGUGUAUUAAAAACUGUGUGGUCUUUUGUAUACUUGUAAAUAUUCUUACAUCAAAGUUGCACUUGAGCAUCCUUAACUCAAACACUUGUCAACAGUAACACUAAAGAAAUCAGAAUUUAAAGCAAAAUUAUCAUUCUAACAAGUCUCAGUGUAUAGCCUUUACUAAAAGGCUAAAAAAUACAUAUAGUGUUUGUACUAAGUCAUUGAAAAAUGACGUUAAAUAGAUUUUUAAAAGAAGAUUCUCUGUUGUGUUGCAACAUAAGUCAACUGCAUACUUUCACCCUGAAACGUCUCUCACUCAUAUCACUUUAUGCAACAAUGAUCUAGUUCGUAAGAAAUAAAAUCUAAAAAAAUGGCAAGGUCUUGCUUGAGAAUGUGCAUCUAAAUUGAGUAACUGAGUGCAGUGUGGGGUAGCAGAGGUAAAACGGAAAGGGAACGUGUGACGGAGGUAGGGGACCUGUGACAAUUCUGGGAUGCUGUGGUGCUUAGAUGAUACGGUUUGCAUAUUGAGCUUGGCAUGGAUGCUAAUGUUGCCUUAAAUGUUGAUCUCAAUUUUUAGUGUCUGUAUUGAUGGAAAAUGGACUUGAGCAACUUAACUUAAAAAUAUCCAAAUAAAAGCUGAAAUGAGAUAAAUUA
Messenger RNA from Lepidothrix coronata (blue-crowned manakin), 6249 nucleotides. It is a transcript of the gene SBF2, whose product is annotated as SET binding factor 2. The record is from RefSeq and is a predicted model, not a curated record. The annotation marks the transcript as partial. The transcript has 25 exons. NCBI's taxonomy places the organism in Eukaryota, Metazoa, Chordata, Aves, Passeriformes, Pipridae.